Erpetoichthys calabaricus (reedfish) is the source of this 2182-nucleotide messenger RNA. It is a transcript of the gene pitx2, whose product is annotated as paired-like homeodomain 2. The record is from RefSeq and is a predicted model, not a curated record. Lineage: Eukaryota; Metazoa; Chordata; Cladistia; Polypteriformes; Polypteridae. Gene Ontology annotation, biological process: anatomical structure morphogenesis; regulation of transcription by RNA polymerase II. Gene Ontology annotation, molecular function: DNA-binding transcription factor activity, RNA polymerase II-specific; RNA polymerase II cis-regulatory region sequence-specific DNA binding. The coding region runs from base 472 to 1413 and encodes 313 amino acids. Gene Ontology annotation, cellular component: nucleus. The transcript is spliced from 5 exons.
CCCCCGAGAUGACCGGAUUAUUGUCAAAUUUCGGAUUGACACUCCAGGUGAAGUGAGUGCGCGUGACCCGGGGGUGCGCUCUAAACCUGAGAGGCUCGGCCCCGCGCCGACACUCCCGCACUCAGCGCUGUGAGGCUCCGACUGUGUCACAAGUUCACUCUCUCUUUCUAAUUCUGUUACGACGAGUGGUUUAUUGGAAUCUCUUUUGACGUCACGUCUUUUCUCGGCGGAGAGUGAAGGUUGGGAGCAGAAACUCUGAAGACCUACAACCCGUACGGGACUUUAUUUAUGUUUAUGUUUGGGGGAUUCUAUUUUUAACGCCACGCAAAGAAGUCGGCAAAGAAGUUCAUCGAGAGCCAGGGAUUGUGUCUGUUACUCUGCUGAGCAAAACUUGGACGAGAGUAAACAAAGCGAGGAGAGGAUCUCGCUCGCUCCGGAUUUCUGAACUGAAAUAAUUAAAUAAACGGAUCAAUGGAUUCCAACUGCCGUAAGGUUGUACAGUCUUGUGUGCAGCUAGGAGUACAAGUACAGACCCUGGAAAACAUGUUCUCAAAAGACUCAGAUAUAAAAAAAAACGAAUUAUCCCCAAACGACUCAACAAUCAUUAAAAAAGACAAACACUUCGGAAGGCAGCAAGUCCAAAACGAAAAAGAAAAAAACUCGAGUAAAAACGACGACUCCUCGGUGGAUGAUCCGUCCAAAAAGAAGAGGCAGCGACGGCAGCGGACCCACUUUACCAGCCAACAGCUGCAAGAACUGGAAGCCACGUUUCAGAGAAAUCGAUACCCCGAUAUGUCCACCCGAGAAGAAAUCGCCGUUUGGACAAACCUCACGGAAGCGCGAGUCAGGGUCUGGUUUAAGAAUCGCCGAGCCAAGUGGAGAAAGCGAGAGCGGAAUCAGCAGGCAGAGUUGUGCAAAAAUGGCUUUGGCCCGCAGUUCAACGGCCUGAUGCAGCCUUACGAGGACAUGUACCCCAGCUACACCUACAACAACUGGGCUGCCAAGGGACUCACAUCGGCCUCCCUCUCCACCAAGAGCUUCCCUUUCUUCAACUCCAUGAAUGUGAACCCCCUGUCGUCUCAGACCAUGUUCUCCCCGCCGAACUCCAUCUCGUCCAUGAGCAUGUCCUCCACCAUGGUGCCGUCGGCGGUCACGGGCGUGCCAGGCUCCAGCCUCAACAGCCUUAAUAACUUGAAUAACCUCAGCAACAGCUCCCUGAAUUCGGGCGUGCCAACGCCAGCCUGUCCCUAUGCCCCUCCAACCCCUCCGUAUGUGUACAGAGACACGUGCAACUCCAGUCUGGCCAGCCUAAGACUGAAGGCCAAGCAGCACUCGAGUUUCGGAUAUGCCAGCGUGCAGACCCCCGCCACCAACCUGAGCGCCUGCCAGUAUGCGGUGGACAGGCCAGUUUGAGCGGACCAAGGUGGGGGGGUUUAUGGGUGAGUGAGACACCCCGGGACUCAGUGGGCACUACGGACUCAAUGGCUGCAUACAGGACAAGACAGAGAGAGAGAGAGGACAUGUUGGGGGAGGAUGCGCAGACCCCUUCUUCUUCUUUUUUUUAUUCGAGGGAACUUCAUAAUCGUCCAUGUGCUUCAUUAUGCUUGUUCCCCUAAAGAAUACAUGUGGAUUUCAACUGGAUACUUUACUUUAUUCUUGCAUAUAAGCUUGUUACAGAAUAAUAAUAGAAAAAAAUAGCAUUAUGAACACUAAAUGACUAAAAGGAUGUACAUAUCAAAAUGUCAAAAUUAAUUUUAUAAAACAAAUGCUGGUACUAUAUCAACAGUGUUUUAAAAGUUUAGUUUAAAAAAUAAAGAAAUGAGCAUGUGGAAACGUAAAGGACAUUUUGUUUUGCUUGCAACAAGAGAAUGUAUAUACUAAAUGCACCAGUUGUAUGUUUCUAACAUUAUUAUGAUUAUUAUAAUAAUUAUUACAUGUCUGUGUGAAUAGCGGUUUUAGAUUAUAGCGCUUUUGGUAGUAAGACGCAGCAAUGUCCCAAAAAAAACAAAAAAACAAAAAAAAACAAACAAAAACAAAAACAAAAGAAAAAAAAAAACCCAAGACUUUACGUUUUUCGCUGUGUAUGAUAUUUGGUAAGGAGUUUUCCUAUUUUUUUCCCCCAGGACAAAAAUAUUGUGUUUUAUUUCAUGGAGUAAAUAUAUUAAAAAUUAAGAAUGGGCAA